AUGCGUCUCUCCGUUCUCGUGUCCCUUCUGCCCUUUGCUGUGGCCAGCCCGACGCAUCGGCGCGCGGAGCCCGCCCCGUUGCACGUCCCGACAACGGAGACCAGCAACCUCAUUGCGGACAAAUACAUUGUCAAGUUCAAAAAGGACAGCCCUCUUGCUGUACUGCACGACGCUGUCAAGGAACUCAAGUCGAAGCCUCACCAGGUCUUUGAGAACGCCUUGACUGGUUUUGUCGGCAAGCUUGACAAGGCGGCCCUCGAAGUUCUUCGGUACCAUCCCGAUGUUGACUAUAUUGAGCAGGACAGCCUGGUCACGGCCAGUGGCUUCGUGGCACAGAACAAUGCGCCCUGGGGUUUGGGCAGGAUUUCGCACCGCCGCGCAGGGUCUGGACAGUACGUCUACGACGACAGUGCGGGCCAGGGAACCUGCGCGUACAUUAUCGACUCGGGCCUUGACGGGUCGCACCCCGAAUUCGAAGGCCGUGCUCGGCUCGUCCGAUCAUUUGUCCCCAACUCCCAGGCCGACACCUGUGGACACGGCACCCACGUCGCCGGCACCAUCGGCAGCCGAAGCUACGGCGUCGCCAAGAAGACGCAGCUUUACGGCAUCAAGGUGCUCGACUACGACCGCGGGAGCGGCAAGUGCCUCGGGUCCAACUCUGCCAUCAUCUCGGGCAUGGAGUACGUCGCCACGGAUGCGAGACAGCGAAACUGCCCGAACGGAGUGGUGGUCAACAUGUCCCUUGGCGGCAGCUACUCCCAGGCCCUCAACGAUGCCGCGGAUGCCCUCACCCAAGAGGGCUUCUUCGUCGCCGUUGCUGCGGGCAACGACAACAUUGACGCCUCGAAUGUGUCGCCGGCUUCGGCCCAGUAUGUCUGCACGGUCGGUGGCACUGCGAAAAACGACUACCGAUACUCGGGCAGCAACUACGGCUCGGUCGUCAACAUCCUCGGCCCAGCUGUUGAUGUCUACUCUACCCUGCCGGGUGGUGGAGCUGGCUACAUGACGGGAACGUCGAUGGCUACGCCCCAUAUUGCCGGUCUCGCAGCGUAUCUGGCUGCUGUGGAAGGUCAGCGCGCGUCUCCGGCGUCGUGCAAGCGCAUGCAGGACCUGGCCACGAGGGGUGCGAUUGCUGACCAGCCCUGGAACACGGUGAACCUUCUCGCCUUCAACGGCAACCCGUCUGGCUGA
Molecule: messenger RNA, 1191 nt
Organism: Purpureocillium lilacinum
Lineage: Eukaryota; Fungi; Ascomycota; Sordariomycetes; Hypocreales; Ophiocordycipitaceae
Product: subtilisin-like serine protease
Biological process (GO): proteolysis
Molecular function (GO): serine-type endopeptidase activity
Source: RefSeq, a predicted model, not a curated record